This is a messenger RNA of Rotaria socialis, 510 nucleotides long. NCBI's taxonomy places the organism in Eukaryota, Metazoa, Rotifera, Eurotatoria, Philodinida, Philodinidae. The record is from the annotation of a GenBank genome assembly.
AUGACUGCAGAUGAUUCCACGUUGUACUUAAUCAUUCAACGAAACACUCAACAUCAGUCUUUCUCUAUUGAAAAAAAACCUAUGGAUCAAGCCGAUGAUUUAAAAGCAUUUGAACGUCGUAUGAUCGAAAUAGUUUCUUCACUGCAACCAUCAAUAUGGCGUUGGCGUGUUAUAUUACUAAUUCUUGUCUUAGUCACUCUUGUAACAUUUUAUGCAUUAAUUACCGAUGAUUCAUCAACAAAAUCAGCAACAGUCAAUACAUCUAGUGAUAAUUCUUUUCUAUCUUUAUUGCAUUCAAAUGUUUUUUGUAAACAAACUUAUUUUUCUGUUUCAUUGGCCUUGCUUGUAUUUGCAUUUUUAUUUGGUAUACAUCGUAAAAUGUUCUCAUCAUCAAUAAUUAUUGCCAGAUUUCGUUACAUACUCGCUGAUUAUAAUAUGUCAUGCGAUUUUGAUGGUCGGCUAAUAUUAAAACCACGGCCAACAUCAUCAUAUCUAGCUGGGUCAUCUUGA